Molecule: messenger RNA, 825 nt
Organism: Serendipita indica DSM 11827
Lineage: Eukaryota; Fungi; Basidiomycota; Agaricomycetes; Sebacinales; Serendipitaceae
Source: the annotation of a GenBank genome assembly
AUGAACGUAGUACGCGAAAUCAACAGGAUAAAUGAGCGAGAACUCGAUCUCGCGCCCGGUCAGGGCUCGUGGCACGACCAAUACAAGGACUCUGCCUACAUCUUUAUUGGCGGCCUCAACUAUGAACUCACUGAAGGAGACGUGAUCACGGUCUUCUCGCAGUACGGAGAAGUAGUGGACAUUGAUAUGCCGCGUGAAAAGUCGACUGGCAAGCGACGUGGUUUCGCGUUUUUAAUGUAUGAAGACCAACGCUCAACUGUACUUGCUGUCGACAAUCUCAACGGCGCCGAGUUGGCUGGAAGGACUCUACGUGUCGAUCACGUUCAGAAUUACAAGCAAAAGGAGCUCGUAGACGGAAAAUGGGUGGAUCGCGAAACGGAACGUCUUAACGUCAAACCAGAGCUCCUCACAGAUGAAAGAGAGGAAGAAUCAGACGCUUCUCAGUCGUCACUUGCCUCUGUCGACAAGGAGGACCCUAUGAGAGACUAUCUCAUCGAACAGAAACGCGAAAAGGCAAAAAAGAAAUCGAAAAAACAUCCCAAUGAGACUCCAGAAGAACGAAGGGCUAGGAAAGAGCGCAAGAGGGCCAAGAAGUUGGCAAAAGAGGAACGCCGGAUGAUCACCGACAGACCACGGCACUCGAGUCGAGAACGAAGAAGUGAAAGUUCACGAAGGCGCUCUCCUGAUCGCCACCGAGACAAAAUGUCGUACGAGAGAUCAGUCUCUCCACGCAACGACAAACAACAUAGACGGUCAAGAUCUCCCAGACGACAUCGAGACAAUGAUGAAAGAAGAAGACAUGAUUCUGAUAGACGAUACGACUGA